Rubroshorea leprosula is the source of this 4546-nucleotide messenger RNA. Lineage: Eukaryota; Viridiplantae; Streptophyta; Magnoliopsida; Malvales; Dipterocarpaceae. The record is from the annotation of a GenBank genome assembly.
AAGGGAGAUAGAGCCUAGAUGACAUCUGACCCACACAUAAACACUCAGACCCAGAAACCUUCUCUUCUCUAUCCUUCCUCUCCAAAAUAAACUAGGAAAAAAGAUCAAUUCAUUCCCAGCUAUUUUUGCCAUCUGCACAUUACUUGAGAUUCCUUUCUACAGAUUUUCUUCUCUGGCUUCAUUGUCUUGUAGAAACUGAAGCUGUUGUUGCUGCAACAGUUGGUAUUGUUUGCAUAUUGUAAAUGGAGUGUUGGGUCUCCUCCUUUUGUUUUUGGUUCUAUGAUGGGUUUUAAUACAUAGCAUUCUCUGGUUUGCUAGUGGAGACUAAUGAGGUGACCUAAAUAUACAUUCAGUUGAUUUUGUUUUCUGGCAAAUAGUCUUUGCAUUAGAAAUUUUGAUUGCAAAAGAUACGAUUUUGGUUAAGUGAAUGCUAUUUGAACUGUAAAUAGAUGGCAAAACAACUGGUUCUGAUAACGAUUCACGGGGCCCUUGUUUGUAUGCAGAGGGAAAUUGCUUGAGUUUUUUCCAAUUCUACUUUUGGUAGUGCGAUAUCAUCAGUAUUUGGCAAUAUGGCAAGUGCCAUUGUCUGCUGGUGAAAGCUUAAUUUAUGUGGAGUCUGCAUAUUAUUGAAGGAGAAGAAAAGGUAAAAGGUGAAAGAAGAAGCAAGAGAGUUUCGAUUUUUUUGACUCUUGGAUUGGAUUUUAGUUUCUCAGGGUGAAGUUCUCUGGAGAAUUUGAACUCUCAGAUUCUUAAUUGGGUCACCGGAGAUUCAUUGAGAUAUUCCAUAGCUCACACUCUGAAAAAACUGGUUCCGGUGCUGUCAAGUAGCCCUGCAAUCUGAUUUCAUUGGGGGAAGAGGCUAACAUGUUGUAAUUCAAUCGUGUGGUGAAGUUAUAGGAAGUGACAGUAUUGAGAUCUGUUAGGUGAGGGGAAGAUGGCUGCAAAGCUUCUACAGUCUUUAGCAGAUGACAAUCCAGAUUUGCAGAAGCAAAUAGGAUGCAUGACUGGGAUUUUUCAACUGUUUGAUCGUCACCACGUGGUUGCUGCCAGGCGCCUCAGCCACAAGAGGCUUACAGCAGGUACUUCCCAUUUACAGAAUGGCAUCCUGGAAUCAGAUUCCAAUGAUUUAUACUGUCCAGGAACAACUGAAAUGAAUACAAACAACAGUGUGAAGGAGAGACAAAGAAUUUCCAUAGAAUCAUCAAGAGCCUCUUCUUCAUCCUCUUGUUCGUCUUCCUUAUCAUCGUUGGAAUGCAACAAGACAGUACAAGAAGAGUCCUCUUCCUUCGAUAGAAUCAUUUUUCCUGAAACUCCCUCAAGGGAUCCAGUGAUGAACCAGUCAAGUACCUCUCCACGUCUGGGGAGACAAAGCCUUGAUCUUAGGGAUGUGGUCAAGGAUUCUAUGUAUAGAGAAGCCAGGGGAUUAUCAGUUAAGACUGCAGGCAAAGAUGAAGUGGUAAGAAGAAACAUGAAGCAUAAAGAUUCCCCAAGGCCAUUACAGCUUUCUAAAUCAGUAAGCGAAUCUUAUGGUGUUGGGAUCAGUGAGAAACAUGUGCCUGCUGAUCUUAAAGAGUCUCUCAGAGUUCUUGCAAAACUUCAGGAAGCACCUUGGUAUUAUAACAAUGAAGGUAGAGAGCUUCCAAGAACAUCAUAUGAAGCAAAUGGCUCAUGGAAUUCAAUUUCAAGGGAUAGUCCAAGAUUAUCUUAUGAUGGAAGAGAGAUAAACCGUUUUUCUUUUGAAUCAAGAGACAGCUUGAAAUCCAUGCCUAAGCUGAAAGAACUACCUAGACUUUCACUGGAUAGUCGAGAAGGGUCAAUGCGGGGUUCAAAUCACCUUUCUAUACAGAGUGGUGGCAAUUUGAUGGGAGCUCAAAAGCGUCCUUCUAAUGUUGUAGCAAAGUUGAUGGGCUUGGAAACAUUGCCAGAUUCUACUGAACCCAGUGAUAAUCUGUCAGGUUUGAUCAAAAGUGGUUUGGUUGAAGGUAAUGAUCCUUUCUCAAGAUCACUAAGAGCAAGUGAUGCAAACAGGCUUAUCCGCACUCCUAUCUCCCCAAGAACCUCAAUGAAAGACCCAACAUCACCACGGUGGAAAAAUCCUGAUUUGGUCAUGAAACCUAUUUCAAGUUCAAGGUUCCCAAUCGAGCCAGCACCAUGGAAGCAGCUGGAUGCAAGUCGAGUUUCUCAGAGACAGGCUAACAAGGCUGCAGAAGUUCCAGCAAAGCCACCAAAUUCGUUUCCUUCUGUCUAUAGUGAGAUUGAGAAGAGGUUGAAAGAUCUAGAGUUUAAACAAUCUGGAAAGGAUCUCAGAGCUCUUAAACAGAUAAUAGAGGCAAUGCAAGCAAAGGGACUCCUGCAGACCCAAAAAAAUGAACAAGCCUCAAACUUAGCCACUCCAACUGAUUAUGAAGCAAAAUGUAGAAGCCCCAAUCAGAAUAUGAGAGGUGACAGAAGCCCUCAGAAGAAUAAUGUCACUACCUCAAUCAGGAGUUCAAAUUCUGUCAUGACCUUUGAUUCCCCAAUUGUGAUCAUGAAACCAGCAAAACUUGUUGAAAAAGCCGGAAUUCCUGCAUCUUCAGUGAUUCCAAUAGAUGGUCUUUCCAAUCUCCACAAGAUUCAAAGUGGAGGAUUACCAGAAAAUAGAAAAGGUUCAAAAAAUGGUCAGACAGCAAAAGACCAUGCUCCCAAAAACAGUUGCAGUAACUCUGUUUCCAGCUCUACUGCUAAGCGAACAGCUAGCAAGAAUAUCAGAGCCACUCAGUCUUCAACAAAACCUCCAAAAGAAAAUCCGACAACUUCUAUAAAGAACUCAGGAUCUGUGAGCCCAAGACUUCAGCAGAAAAAGGUUGAAUUGGACAGGCUAUCCCGUCCUCCUACCCCUCCUGAUUCAAGCAAACCCGGAAGGCAAUCUAAUAAGUAUCCAUUAGAGUCAAGUUCACCUGGUGAUAAGCGUAGAGCAAAAUCUCACAACAUUCAGCUAAGUGAUGACCAGUUGAGUCAGAUAAGCAAUGAGUCAAGAACUUCAAGUUACCAAGGGGAUGACAUUUCUGUGCAGUCAGACAGCAAUAUUACCUUGGAAUCAAAGAUAGAUGUGGAAGUCACCAGUAUUAACAAGUCCAUUGAAGUGUAUGAGAGCCAUAACCCGUCCAUGAAGGCUUCUAAGUACUCAGUUUCUGGCUUAAUGCAGAAAGAAUCAACUCCAAGACUGGGUGAAUAUCCAUCUCAGGCAGAACUUGCUAUGGUUGAUCCAGAACAUCCUAGUCCUGUCUCUGUUCUUGAUGCCUCGGUAUACAAAGAUGAUGCACUAUCUCCAGUAAAGCAGAUACUAAACAGUCCUGAAGCAGGUGAUGGUGCUCAAGAUCACAAUUACAGUCCUGAAGAGCAAUGGUGUUCAGCAGAUGGCUUCUUAUCUAGAAAUGUGAGCUCUGGUCCUGCCUCAGAAAUCAAUCGCCAGAAACUACAAAAUAUCGAGCAUUUGGUUCAGAAGCUUACACGACUGAACUCCAAUCAUGAUGAAGCCAGUACAGAUUACAUUGCAUUGCUUUGUGAGAACAAAAAUCCAGACCACAGAUACAUUUCUGAGAUAUUGCUAGCCUCUGGCCUUCUGCUCAGAGACCUCAGUUCUGGCUUGUCAAAGUUUCAGCUUCACCCAUCAGGGCACCCUAUCAACCCAGAGCUUUUCUUUGUUUUGGAGCAGACCAAGGCAAGCUCUUUACUCUUGAAGGAAGAGAGUAAUGCAGAAAAGGUCAACCAUUCAAAGCUAGGGAAUGAGAAAUUCCAUCGGAAGCUCAUAUUUGAUGUUGUGAAUGAGAUUCUUGUCAGAAAGUUAGCUUUAGUUGGAGCCUCUCCAGAGCCAUGGGUAAAGUCCACAACAUUGGCCAAGAAGACUUCAAGCGCGCAAAAGCUUCUAAAAGAAUUGUGUACAGAGGUAGAGCAGCUUCAAGCCAAGAAAUUAGAGUCCAUCUUAGAGGUUGAGGAACAUGAUCUGAAAACAGUUCUGUGGGAAGAUGUGAUGCUUCGAUCAGAGAGUUGGACUGAAUUUCACGGUGAGAUUUCCGGGAUAGUUCUAGAUAUUGAACGAAUGGUAUUUAAAGAUUUAGUUAGUGAAACUGUGAUUGGAGAAGCAGCCAAUCUACUCGCCAAGAAGAGUAGGCGGAGGCAACUGUUUGCAAAGUAACUACUUACAAACUGUCUUCUCUUCAUUCAUUCCAUCUUUGUUCUUCUAUCCUUUCAUUAUUAUUUUUAUCUUAUGCAUGAAAGCAUAAUAACUGAUGGAUAAAGGAGCUAUCCUCUCAGGUUAUGACAUACAUAUUUGUAAGAACCAAAAUUUCCAGGUUUUGAUUUGACUAUGUACAAGAGAUAAUGUUCCUCUUUUAUUCUGAUUGCCGGUGAUCAACUUACAGAGUGAAUGCCCUCUGUUUUAUCUUGUAAUUCAAAUUCUAUAACUUUGAAUAUGAAAGUAUGAUUACAAUGUUGGUUCUUCAUAUUACAUUUUUGUAUUAUUAUUCUUCAGUUCUAUCCAAAAUGUCAUUAAAAUCUCAAAUCGUCG